Messenger RNA from Exophiala dermatitidis NIH/UT8656, 1863 nucleotides. RefSeq lists its product as uncharacterized. The transcript is spliced from 2 exons. Bases 1 to 1863 code for a protein of 620 amino acids. The record is from RefSeq and is a predicted model, not a curated record. Lineage: Eukaryota; Fungi; Ascomycota; Eurotiomycetes; Chaetothyriales; Herpotrichiellaceae.
AUGGGAAAACAACCGGCGGUGGUUAUUAUAGCACGGCACGGCGCUCGUCUUGACCAGGCGGAUCGAAACUGGCACACCACGGCCGAAGAGCCUUACGAUCCUCCUUUGACUUAUGGUGGUUGGGUUCAGUGUCAGGCACUUGGGGUCAGGAUCAAUAAUGAGUUACAUAAUCUUGACAGAGAACAACAGACGAGCCUCGACAAGGACGAAUCUUCUGUAGACGCACGGCCUAGAAAGCGACGCAAGAUCAUUAUACAUACCUCUCCAUACUUGCGAUGUGUUCAGACUGCAAUUGCCAUUUGUGCUGGCAUUCAGCACCCUCAGUAUCACCGUCGCCCAGGCCUCAAAGCUCGACACCGGUCGACUCCAAUCCUUCGCGAGGACGCGCCAGACUCAGUCUCUCCCUCUUUCGUUCCUGACCCGAAUGCGCUUGAACGUACCACUUCCCGGGACCUGUCUCAGACGAAUCGAUUGGGAUACAACACCUGCUUGUUGCGUAUUGAUGCGUUUCUGGGGGAAUGGCUCUCUCCAGGCUAUUUCGAGCACGCCUGCCCUCCACCUCCCUCGGCGGUGAUGGUGUCGCGAGCAAAGAUGGCAUUGCAGAAACCACAAGAGGAGAUCAAAGGGGCCGAUAUGUCCGCGUCUUACCUCUAUGAAUCGCAGUCACCGGAACGGGAGGAGAAAGAGAACGAGCUCGCGACCGUUGCGUCCACCGAGAAGACGGGUUUAAGAGCCAUGGCCGCCGUCGGUCAUUCCCUGCCUAAGCGGCCGCGGAAUGUUUCCUUCGGUACCGAAUUGGCAAAUGGUGCCAGACUUCUCAAUCGGUCUCUCCAGCAGCGGCAGCCUGUGGGAUACAGUCCUCCUGUGCCCAUGUACGCCAUGGGUGCCUCGGACAAGAUUCCUCCGGGCUUUGUUGCCCAUGCUCGAGAUUGUUGUGUUGUAAUCGACCAUGACUGGGACAGCCAGAAUGAUGAUCUGGAUUGGGGCGAUGGGGGUCAGUUUGAUGAGGAAUGGGGCAGUAUGCAUCGAAGAUUCCGCAAUGGUUUGCAGAAAAUGCUGGCACAUUAUGAGAUUGAAACUGAAGAACAGCAAGAGCGUAAGGGAACGGGACCAGAUGAAGAUGAAGACCUGGUCCUUAUCCUAGUCACCCACCAAGCCGGCUGCAAUGCUUUGAUUCGGCUCUUUACUGGAGCUCCUGCCCUGCACGACGUGGGUCCAGCUUCACUGACCAUGGCUGUAAGGAAGCAAGACGAUCCAAGAUCUUUGGCAGAUAUCUCUCCUUCGCGGCGGCGGGGAUCUCUCGAUCUCGCCAUCGCCGGGGACUUUGACAUGAAAAUCAUCGCCUCGACGGAACAUCUUCGUGGCGGAUCGGCUUCUUUGGUAUCGAACUCGCCACGACUGGGUAAAUCCCCAGCGUUUUCCAGUCGUCGUGCUGUGGGGGUGGGAGCAGAUACACCGGAGGGAUUUGCCUUGGGAGAAUCCCUCAAUCACCGGCCGUCGGUCUCAUCACUAGGCAGAAGCGCCAGUCAGAGAACGCACGCCGCAGAUACACCAAGCGAGGUUGAACCACCGACGGGUCUGUGGCGUCGCGGGAGCCGGUAUUCGAGGGAUGAGACGGCCGAGUCUGGCGAAGCCAUCGUGACACCAAGUGUGCAGAGUGUUGGUACGCCUGGCGUUCCGCCGCCGCAGGAGCUCUGGGGCGGCACACCCAAUGAUGGCGAUGAGCAAAAGGAGCAGAAGUCGGAGUCCCGUCUGUUGCCCGUUAGGAGCGCGAGUCAACGCGGACUCUGGGGUGACCAUUCCAUUGCCAGAGAAAGAAGUCCCGGGAAAAGAAGGUGGACAGCAGGUGAGAGACCACGCUGA